GCCCGGUGGUUUUGUGAUCCACACAAUCUCCUUGCGCAAAAACAUCCCUAUAAAGGCAGAGGCAUUUAAGAGAAAAAAACCCAAAGUCCUUCUUCUCGAACCCUAAAAAAAAAAUUGUCUUCUCUUCUCACCACCAUCGCUCGCGUAUCCCCGUUUCUCAUUCACCUGCGAACAACUGAGGGACAAGAAACAAUGAUGAAAAACACGUUCGAACUCUGUUCAGAGUUACCUCCCCUUAUGUCAAAUCUCGAGAUAGAGAAGAAAACGGAAGAAGCUCCUCGACGGCAGCAGGAGGGAGAGCACGAUCCGAUCAAGCAUGCCAAUUCUCUUCUUGCUUUUUUUCAUGAUGCUAUUGAAGGCUUGAAUUCUCACAUGGGCUUCGAUCGUGAUACCCUUAAUAGAUUCAUCACCCAAUCGUUUGCCGAUCCUCGAUUUGCUGACCUAAUGAAAGUUUUCAGCGACGAUGCUGCAAGUUCAGAUGUUGGUACAACCAUUCCUGAUAAGGUUGCUAGUCGUGACGAUAUCGAGGCAUUGAUCCCUGAGGAUCCCGACGACUGGACAGAAGAGAUGUGGGAUUAUUGUUACGAAAUGGAACAGGAGGAUAUGAGGAAUUUCGCAGAGCAGCAGUUGGCUUUGCAGCAGCAAUUGGACGGAAAAUUGUGAAGAAGACAAGUAAAAGAGAGAGAUAGAGCGAUCAAGUGGCUUGGCUUGAAUAUGUCUAGUAUUUUUCAUGUUUUGAAUUAAUUAAUUAAUGUAGACUCGGAAAACGGAUUGAUUUCCCAUUCCAUCUA
This is a messenger RNA of Prunus mume (Japanese apricot), 791 nucleotides long. RefSeq lists its product as uncharacterized. NCBI's taxonomy places the organism in Eukaryota, Viridiplantae, Streptophyta, Magnoliopsida, Rosales, Rosaceae. The record is from RefSeq and is a predicted model, not a curated record.